Crotalus tigris (Tiger rattlesnake) is the source of this 1660-nucleotide messenger RNA. It is a transcript of the gene DMC1, whose product is annotated as DNA meiotic recombinase 1. Gene Ontology annotation, biological process: DNA strand invasion; mitotic recombination; DNA repair. Gene Ontology annotation, cellular component: nucleus; condensed nuclear chromosome. NCBI's taxonomy places the organism in Eukaryota, Metazoa, Chordata, Lepidosauria, Squamata, Viperidae. The record is from RefSeq and is a predicted model, not a curated record. Gene Ontology annotation, molecular function: DNA strand exchange activity; ATP hydrolysis activity; ATP binding. The transcript is spliced from 14 exons. The coding region runs from base 147 to 1175 and encodes 342 amino acids.
GAAGGAUCUGAAGGGCUGCUAAAUAGAAGUCCAGCAGAAUUGAUCUAAUUGUUCCUGAAGAUGUGCCAAGAAAUAUUGAGCUUGAAGAAGCAGUAUUGAAUUGAUUUCUGCAGCACUGACUGAAUUCUAUUAGUUCUGUUUUCACAAUGAAAUCUCUAGAAGACCAAGUUGUACAAGAAGAACUAGGAUACCAAGAUGAAGAGGAAUCAUUUUUCCAGGACAUUGAUCUGUUACAGAAGCAUGGAAUUAAUGUAGCAGAUAUUAAGAAGCUGAAAUCAGUAGGAAUUUGCACAAUCAAAGGGAUUCAGAUGACAACUAAGCGGGCAUUAUGUAAUGUGAAGGGACUUUCUGAAGCCAAAGUAGAGAAGAUAAAAGAAGCAGCCAACAAACUUAUAGAACCAGGGUUUCUGACUGCUUUUGAGUAUAGUGAAAAGCGAAAGAUGGUAUUCCAUAUUACCACUGGAAGCCAGGAAUUCGAUAAACUCCUAGGUGGUGGGAUUGAAAGCAUGGCUAUCACAGAAGCCUUUGGAGAAUUCCGAACAGGCAAAACUCAACUUUCCCAUACUCUUUGUGUGACAGCCCAACUUCCAGGAGCAGAUGGAUAUACAGGAGGGAAGAUUAUUUUCAUUGACACGGAAAACACAUUUCGUCCAGACCGCUUACGUGACAUUGCUGAUCGCUUCAAUGCAGAUCAUGAGGCAGUUCUUGACAAUGUAUUGUAUGCACGGGCUUAUACUAGUGAGCAUCAAAUGGAACUACUUGAUUAUGUUGCUGGCAAAUUCCAUGAGGAACCUGGCAUCUUCAAACUACUGAUAAUAGAUUCCAUUAUGGCACUGUUUCGUGUGGAUUUUAGUGGUCGUGGGGAAUUAGCUGAAAGGCAACAGAAACUUGCUCAGAUGCUCUCAAGGCUUCAGAAAAUAUCAGAAGAAUAUAAUGUGGCUGUGUUUGUGACUAACCAAAUGACCUCUGAUCCUGGAGCAACCAUGACCUUUCAGGCUGAUCCCAAGAAACCCAUUGGAGGCCAUAUUCUUGCUCAUGCUUCUACAACGAGGAUUAGUUUGCGAAAGGGAAGAGGAGAAUUACGUAUUGCCAAAAUAUAUGAUAGUCCUGAAAUGCCUGAAAAUGAAGCCACAUUUGCAAUAACCGCUGGAGGAAUAGGAGAUGCCAAAGAGUAGGCUGAUCUUAGUGAUAAACUGCUGGGAGAUUCCCAUCAAAUUAUAUCAAAAGUUAUUUAGUUCCUAGUUACUUAUAUCUAUUAUUUCAAAUUUAGAAAAGUUAAAUUUGAGGGGCAGCAAUAUGAUUGCUAGAAAUGUUAUCUUUUGACAUUGCUGAGCAUAUUUUCUUUGUUCACAGGAUAAGUCAAUCAUGUGUAACCAUCCUUUUCAUAACAGCAUUAAUUUUGUGCUAGGAAUUUCUAGUAGAAUUAAAGCACCAGUGCAUUGCAAUUUUAAAAGUCUAGAGGUCAUAAGAAUUGAAAACAUUUUUACAGAAAAUGUCUCAAAAUGCUUUACGGAUCCUUAAAUACUUCAAGGACUUUUAAUGUAUUAAUUUUAGCUUUAACAUAUAGAAGGAAUAUAUGAACCGCAACUGAAAGUAAUUGACCAGCAUUUAAAAAUAAAUAAAUUUGUCAACUCUCUAAAUAAGAGUUAGUAGAUAAAGU